Molecule: messenger RNA, 1299 nt
Organism: Anoplopoma fimbria (sablefish)
Lineage: Eukaryota; Metazoa; Chordata; Actinopteri; Perciformes; Anoplopomatidae
Gene: st3gal7
Product: ST3 beta-galactoside alpha-2,3-sialyltransferase 7
Exons: 8
Coding region: 111-1295 (394 amino acids)
Molecular function (GO): lactosylceramide alpha-2,3-sialyltransferase activity
Source: RefSeq, a predicted model, not a curated record
AGAAGCCAUUUUAGCUACACAAGGCACUGCUUUCCCUUCAAGCAAGUAGCACAGGCAAGCUGACAGUUAACCAUCUGCUUACAUCUCUACCAGGCUGGCUUACAGGUGCCAUGGUGACACUGAAUCACUUGAGUGUAGAGGCCCCAGACGACGGCUCUCCACUCCUGCCCGAGGCUACAGAGGCUGCAACACCAACACCAACACCUUUCUUUCACCGGCAGCAAGUCAUCGCAAAGACUGACUCCAGGGAUUUUGUUCUUGGCAGGAGUGAAAACCUUGCCUUCAGUCUGCUGCUUCUCAUUGGAUGCUACUCGGCUAUUCUGAUUCCUGCAUAUCUCCCAUUGGAUAAAGUGGCAGCUCUCAGUGAUGGCAGCCAACUUCCUGAAGAUAUGGUUUUACUAAAUCAGUCAGCCUCCCUGCUUUCAGGCCCCUGUCAGCCUCGCUGGUGUCUAAACCACCUCAAGCCCUUGUCAUGUUCUGCAGGCCUCCUAGAAAUCCCUGUGUUUGUGCAGCAGGGCAGGCCUGUGCCCUGGGAUCUGUCCCCUCCUCUGGGGCUCCAGGGAAGUGAGGAGCAUCUGGCCCUCGCUCUUGCGUCUCUGCCUCAGCCUGGCCUGCCUCCAUCACUGAGUAGUAAAGGCAAAUGCAGGAGAUGUGUGGUGGUGGGCAAUGGAGGGGUUCUACAUGGGAGCCGUCUUGGAUCCCAUAUAGAUCAGUAUGACAUCAUUAUCAGGCUGAAUAAUGCUCCAGUGUCUGGCUACGAGAAAGACACUGGCUCUCGCACCACCAUACGCCUGAUUUACCCAGAGGCAGCACCUCACUCCGCAAACGAGUACAAAAACACCACCAUGGUUGCUCUGGUGGUCUUUAAGAGCCUGGACCUGGACUGGCUCACUUCUGUCAUCACCAAACGGCCUCUGAGCUUCUGGUCCAAAAUAUGGUUCUGGAGGGCGGUGGUGGAUGAUAUUCCACUGGGACCAGAGAACUUCAGGAUCCUCCACCCGGAGAUUAUUCACAAGACAGGACUAGUUUUACAGAAAUAUGCUUUGAAACAGGGAAACAUGGUGCCAACACUGGGCGCCAGUGCGUUGGUGAUGGCUUUGCAGCUGUGUGACCAGGUGAGCCUGGCAGGUUUCGGCUAUGACAUGCAGCACCCAGAGGCCAGGCUUCACUACUACGAGUCCAUACACAUGGAAGCAAUGAAGGCUCAAGUGGUGCACAACGUUAAUGCUGAGAAACUCUUCUUAAGGGACCUGGUGGCUUCAGGAGCUGUGACGGACCUCACAGGAGCUCUAUGAGUCA